Molecule: messenger RNA, 1992 nt
Organism: Lodderomyces oxycetoniae
Lineage: Eukaryota; Fungi; Ascomycota; Pichiomycetes; Serinales; Debaryomycetaceae
Product: diphthine--ammonia ligase
Exons: 1
Coding region: 1-1992 (663 amino acids)
Biological process (GO): protein histidyl modification to diphthamide
Molecular function (GO): diphthine-ammonia ligase activity
Source: RefSeq, a predicted model, not a curated record
AUGAAGUUUAUUGCGUUAAUAUCAGGGGGCAAGGAUUCGUUCUAUAAUUUAUAUCACUGUUUGUCUCAAGGCCAUGAGUUGGUAGCUUUGGGGAAUCUUUAUCCUAAAGAUGAGAGUCAAGCUGAAAUCGACUCUUUUAUGUUUCAAACUGUGGGACAUGAAAUAAUAUCUGCUUAUAGCCAAUGCUUGGAUGUGCCAUUGUAUAGAAAGGCAAUCACAGGACUGUCUCUAAAUCAAGAAUUAGAGUAUUCACGUACCGAGGACGACGAGAUUGAGGAUUUGUUUAGUUUGAUAUCAGAGGUCAAGAACUUGCAUCCUGAUAUUGAGGCUAUUAGUUGCGGUGCCAUUCUUUCCAAUUACCAAAGAACGCGGGUUGAGAAUGUGUGCGAUAGGCUCGGUUUGACUUCACUAGCGUAUUUGUGGCAAAGGGAUCAAAAUGAGUUGAUGCUGGAAAUGUGUGACAGCGGUCUUGACGCGAGGAUAGUCAAAGUGGCGGCAAUUGGUCUCAAUGCUAGUCAUUUGGGACAGCAAUUGAAUGAGAUUUAUCCCCAUUUGGUCAAGUUGAAUCUGAUGUAUGACGUUCACAUUUGUGGAGAAGGAGGUGAAUUUGAAACAAUUGUGUUGGACUGUCCCUUUUUCAAAGACAAGCGACUCAAGAUUGUUGACCAACAAAUAGUACGACAUUCUAGUGAAGUAUUUUAUUUAAAACUUCAAGUAGAAUUGGAAGAGAAGGACAAUAAAGGAGCUGACAUUAAUACAAAGAGGAACUUGGUUGCACCUCCCUUGUUGGAUCCAUUCUGGGUGGAUUUUGUUGAAUCUGAAUUUAAAACUGAAGCUGAAAAUGAAAAUGUGAACAAAGAAGGAGUAGGAAAGCUGCAGAACUUACAAGAAGUUUUGCCAGAACAGUAUACGCCUACUAGUAGCAUCAUCGUGACGUCGAAAAGGUUGUUUAUUUCCAACUUGACUUCAACUGCACACACCAUUGAAGAUCAGAUGACAAAUAUAUUCACCCAAUUGUUGGGAUAUUUGAAGAACCAUGAUCUUUCUUGGAGCCACAUUCAACACGUGAACUUAUUGCUAUCAGACCUUUCCUCAUUUGAGCUCGUGAAUAAAAUAUAUGGCUCGUAUUUCUCAGACAUGUACCUCCCACCGUCUAGAAUUUGUGUUGAAACUGGAAUAUCAACGGAUAUUCAGUUAUCAUGUGUUGUGCUAAAAGAUAAACUGCGAAAACUGGGGGUCCAUGUUAGGUCUAGGUCCUUUUGGGGUCCUCAGAACAUCGGUCCUUAUUCACAAAGCAUAACCGACACCGAGCCAUCUUCUUUCAAAUUGGCAAGUCUAUCGGGUCAAAUACCACUCAUUCCAGCAAGCAUGACCCUCUCAAGAAAUACAAUUGCAUUUAACUCGGCGUUGUCCUUGAAACAUUUGACAAACGUUGAACAAUUAGUUGGAGCCACCAAAUUUGCAUCGGUAAUUUGUUUUAUAACCAGUCAUGCAAGUCUUGGAUGUGUAAAGGAGUGUUGGCAACACUUGGCUGACCAUAGAAAUGGUGAGUUCGGACUGGUAACAAACCUCGUGAUUGCUGAAGUCAAUGCUCUUCCAAAAAUGGCAGAGAUUGAAUGGGGAGGGUUCUCUUUCCAAGAGACUUUUUCCGUGUAUCAAGAAGAAGAAGACGAAGAAGAAGAAGAAAAUGAGUUUGACAGAGGUUUUUCAAAACUGUCCAAACAAAAACAGUUUAAAAAUUCAAUAGCAGAAUUUGGGUUUGAGUUUUCCAGUUUCUGUUCCAUUGCUGAUGGUGCCUAUACAUUUGUUAUGAUGUUCACUUCUGACGUUGAAAAAAUAAACAAAUUUUUACAAGCAGGAUUCUCACCUUGCCAGUGUAUAACAACUCUGCCGAUUUGUUCUGGUUCGGCAGAGUUUAUUCCAGUUCGGAAAUUGUACAAUUAUGCUGGUGAGGAGUUCCAGUUUUGUAUAAUCUAUAGACAAGAACUUUAA